This is a messenger RNA of Aspergillus wentii DTO 134E9, 2074 nucleotides long. Its product is annotated as putative carboxylesterase. The coding region runs from base 211 to 1821 and encodes 536 amino acids. Lineage: Eukaryota; Fungi; Ascomycota; Eurotiomycetes; Eurotiales; Aspergillaceae. The record is from RefSeq and is a predicted model, not a curated record. The transcript has 5 exons.
CAACAAUUCCGCUUAGAACAACGCUCAACGAACCCUCUUGUUAGGCACGAAAGCCUUUUUCCCCCUGGAGCCUAUUCCUCUAAGUCUACCGAGCAGUGGAACCCCCCGGGGCCCCUCGCUAUUAUUUUAACUACCCCAACGCCGCACCGACCAUGGAUUCUUACAUCGAUUAUCUAUCUAGGUCUGAAAUUGGUGGAAGUAUAGACAAUAAUGGCCGCUGUACUCAAAACUACUUUUCUAGGAGACAUUCGUGGUCGACAAGAUGACAGUGUGACACAGUACCUGGGUAUCAAAUAUGCUACUCUCAAGGAUAGUUUUGCGAGCGCAGAACUCAUCGAGAAACGCGAGGGCGAUAUCCUCGAUGCAACCAAGGAUGGACCUACUGCGGUCUCUCCUUUGCUUGGAUGCGAUCUUGAGCAGAGUGCUAUCCAACAUUCUCUCCCCAAGAAAGACCUCCCUCAGUCAGAAUUGGACUGCCUCAACUUGAACAUAGCCAUCCCAGAAGGCACCACCACUUCCUCAAAACUUCCAGUUUUCGUUUAUAUCCAUGGAGGGGGAUUUAUGAUUGGUGCCAAUUCGUGGCCACAAUUCGACUAUACGCGCCUUGUCAAAUUGUCCGUGGAGAAGAAUCUACCCAUUGUUGCGGUCUCUAUCAACUAUCGAUUGGGCGUGUUUGGAUUCUUAACCUCCAAUGACCUUCGCCAGGCUGGAUACAAAGCCAACAACGGUCUCCGUGACCAGAGAGUCGCCUUGGAAUGGGUGCAAAAGCAUAUCUCAGAUUUUGGUGGAGAUCCAGAGAAUGUGACUUUAGCGGGAGAGAGUGCCGGAGGAGCUUCUGUCACAUAUCACCUCCAAUCGGAUAAAGCACUCUUUAGACGAGCAAUUUCGAUGAGUGGGACUAAUUUUCUAAUUAAGCCUCUGCCUUUGGCCAUGCAUGAGCAGAAUUACAAGCAGGCAAUUGCGGCAUUGGGAUUGACAAACGCGAGUACGGAAAGAAGACUCAGCACCCUUCUCAAGACCCCAGGACAGGACCUAAUCGCUAGGAUCCCACAGUCUGCCCUGUCUCUUCCUGCCAUUGAUGGAGAUAUUGUACCCUCCACACUUGCUACAUAUGCGCAGACGGCAGACAGGGAUGCAGAUAAUCCAAUGGGCAAGGCUUGGUGUGAAGAUCUGAUGAUUGGUAAUACUCAGAUGGAUACCAGUAUCUUCACUGUUAUGAUGCCCCAUCUCAAGAAAAAUUGUGCCAAAAAGUUCAUCAAUGCCAUACACACCGUUCUUGCAGAUAAUCUGAGCGUAGCCAAUCAGAUUCUGGACAAAUAUGGCAUCACCAAUGCCACAGAAGACGAAGAAGCAUUCUAUGCUGCUCUCAAUUAUAUCAAUGACACCUCCUUCUUCGCCCCUGUCUUAACCUUUGCACGGGGCUGGAGAGGAAAUGCGUACGUUUAUUACUUCAACGAGGGAAACCCGUGGGAUGGUCCAUGGAAGGACAAAGCAUCCCAUAUCCUUGACGUCGCCUAUCUAUUCCAGAACUUCCGGGAGUUCCUUUCGCCAACGCAACAGGCUGUCGGAAGCGCCUUUGCGGAGGAUUUCUUCAAGUUCUGCCACGGAAUUGCUCCAUGGCCUGCAGUUAAGGGAAGUGACAUUACCAAAGACUUUACUGCGCGGGUCUACGGUCCCAGCUCCAAAGGAACAACGGCGGGGGAGGUCACGCAGCCUUACGGUGGUCAGAGCUCACGAAGAAGCAUCCUGUUUGAUUUUGUUGACCAGGUGUCAUUGGAUGACCUGGCGGCGGUGUCUGCCGUUUUCAUGUCGAUGGAGUAAGGCCUAUACUGUCAUGAUGGAAUUUCAAUCGACAUAAGGGCCUUUCUUCUACUAUAUACAGGAAUCUCCUACAAGCGUACCUUAGAAUUACUUCGGGAAAAUGAGACAACUACACAAAAUAGAAGAGCCAUUAGUAUAUCACAUCGCUCUCACUAAGAUGCUUCAGUAGCCUCUUUUGAAUGUUACCUGUCGACCUAGAGUCAAGCGCUGUGAGAAGUCAUCCGGAAGCAUAAUCUCAAUUUGAACAAUAUAG